Messenger RNA from Hepatospora eriocheir, 399 nucleotides. The record is from the annotation of a GenBank genome assembly. NCBI's taxonomy places the organism in Eukaryota, Fungi, Microsporidia, Hepatosporidae.
AUGAUCAAAAUCAAUCAUAAGCUUAAAAUAAUUUUAAUUUUAUCAAUAUCAACUUUUAUUUUAAACUUUAUUGAAUACAACUAUCUAAUAUUAACGUUAAGCAUUAAAAAUAGACUUUUAUUACCGUUUACGCUUAUCAACAACAAAUGUUUUUUAGAAUAUUUAUACUAUAGAUUGAUCCCCAUCUAUGAGGUAGAUAUGAGACUAUUUUCUAACGAAUAUACGUAUGAUUUAGUGGUAAAAGGAAUAAUAGAAGAGUAUAAUUAUGAGGAUGGAAUUGACUAUUUAGAUGUAUGUGGUGAUUAUGUUCACCAAAUAAGAAAAUUUGAAGGAAUUGAUUUAAUUGAGAAUCCUUUAAAUGAAACAAACAGAAAUUUUUUAGAAAAUUUAAUAAAAUGA